Molecule: messenger RNA, 330 nt
Organism: Caenorhabditis angaria
Lineage: Eukaryota; Metazoa; Nematoda; Chromadorea; Rhabditida; Rhabditidae
Source: the annotation of a GenBank genome assembly
AUGUUUGCAAGUCUUACGGGAAUUUCGGCCAAGUUUUUGGUUGUAAUUUAUGGCAUUUUCUAUGGGCAAAAAUGGUUGGAACUGGAGGAAGAUCAGUUUUAUCUGAUGUUGAAUGUGGUAGGUGAUUUUUGUAUUGAUCAGUAUGUAGGUUCAGUAAGAAAUUUGCAGUUUUGGAAUUUUGAUAGUGCAUUUUUCCCAUGGUUUUUCUUGGCCAAACAUCAACCACUUUUGAAGUUUUUUGGAUUUUCAAAAAAGAAAUCGGAAAGUGUUAUAAAUGUUGUGGAAAAUCAGAAUGAUUAUUUCAAAAAUCUACAAAUGACUUGGGGCUAA